AUCUUCAUCACAAGACAAGGUUUUCUCUGCUCUCAAACACAGACUUCCUCAGAAGAUACAAAUCAGUAAUCACCAUGGCUUUGGCAUUGCUCAACCCAUCUGCAAGUGUCACCACUUCACAGCAGAAAGACCAACUCCCCAACCCUUUUGAGCUCCAAGACUCUCAGAUCCGCUACAAGGUUUAUCUCACUCACGUCAAUGACGACAAAGAGUACGACGGGGAUGUCCUUUUCAACCUUGUGUCCAACAUUCUCAACUCCGCCUCAGCUCAAGUUUCAGCAACUACUGUUUCUGCCACAAGUUUCAAACCGGACUUCCCUACUCUGAAGCGGCUUUCUUGUCAGAUGAUAACCACACGUGGAAGUCCAGAAUGUGCACACCAGACAACAUUCAAGAUUCUUCAGCAGCUGAGUGGAUUCUCGUGGGGUGCGAAGGCGGUGAUAGCUCUAGCUGCAUUCUCUUUAGAAUAUGGGGAAUUUUGGCGGCUUGAUCGGGUUCAAGUAGCAGAUCAAUUCGGGAACUCUUUGAAGCAGCUUAACCAAGUCCAAAUUAGCAGAAAGGUCCCUGCAGACAUGACUGAUCUGGUCACAGUUUUAGGGGAAGUGUUAAAUUACAUCAAUCUGUGGGAAAAAUGGUCUGCUAUGGAUUACGACACAGAGGCAGUGCCUUCAUUGUUAGCUGCCAUGCAAGAGAUCCCUCUUGCUGUCUACUGGACAAUUGCUUCCAUUGUUGCUUCCGUUGGCAACCUCGUCGGUAUAUCGGAACAUAAAUUAUCAAACUUCAAAGACAGGCUUAAUAAGAUUGUGAUCAAGUUGAAGACCCAUAUGGAAAAUGGCAGAUGGGAAAUAGGGAGGAUACAAGAUUACAAAAUCCGUAUCGAUAUUAGAUAUCCUAAAAUUAAAGAUGUUGUGGAUCUGUUGGACAUUCUGAUUAUUCCUGCGUCUGACAGCGAAACUUCCAUACCCAAAAUAUUUGAAGACGGCGUCCAAAUUAAAAAUGGUAUUGAAGUGUUCAAGCAGAAAUACGUAAUGCUGUUCAUUUCGGGCCUCGACAGCAUUGGAGAUGAGAUUUUGCUUCUGAGUUCCAUAUACAAGAGAUUGCAAGAGCACGCGGGAGAAGAAAUAAAAGGUUUCAAGAAAGGUGAUUUCAGGAUCUUAUGGAUCCCCAUUGUGGAUGAUUGGAACACCGAUAACACUAGGAGGGAGAAGUUUUAUAAUUUGAAGAAAAGCAUGAAAUGGCACGUGUUGGAGUACUUUGAAAAGUUACCAGGAUACGAGAUAAUAGUGCAGAAACUUAAAUACGAUGGCAAGCCUGUAGUGACAGUGAUCAACCCCCAAGGUCAGAUAAUAAAUGAGAAUGCAUUGCAGAUUAUUUUUGAAUGGGAGACCGAAGCGUUUCCUUUUAGGCAAAUUGAUGUUGAUGAUCUCAACAAAAAAUGGAAAUGGUUUUGGAAUUUAUUGGAGAAAACAGAUGACAAGGCAAAGCUGUUGGGAAGGGAUAAUACAAGUUGCGUCUUCAUCUAUGGAGGUAACGACAGUAAUUGGAUCCAAAACAUGAAGAACGCAAUUGGAAAAAUUGAGAAGCAUGAGAUUAAUAAUGUGGACGUUAACAUAGAGAGGUAUGAGCUGGGGGAGCAUAACCCUGACCAUGUACCCUCAUUUUGGAUCGGUCUUGAUGGGAAGAAGAAGAACAAGGAGUGCAAGGGAAGAGUGGACUGUGAAAUUCAGGAAAUUGUGAGGACCUUGCUUUGCCUUAAACAAGAUCCACUGGGAUGGGUUGUUCUUAGCAGGGGGCGUAACUUAAAGCUACUGGGUCAUGGUGAGCCUAUGUAUCAAACUGUGCUUGAAUUUGAGAAAUGGAAAAACACAGUGCUCGAGAAAGAAACCUUUGAUGUAGCCUUCAAAGAACAUUAUGAUGUGGUGAAAGAGAGAUAUGCUAGUCGCCCAUAUGAUCAUACUUCGAGUGUUCUAGCCACCAUAACUUGCCCAAAUACCUCAUGUGGAAGAGUCAUGGAAGUGACAUCAAUUCAGUAUAGGUGUUGUCAUGGUAGUGCAAACAGUUGCAAUGUCUGAUUUCACCAUAGGUCAAAGAUUAUCUUUCAAAGUCUGCUUUGCUUAAACAUGGAGUUUCAAUGUAAUUUUCCUUGUUUACUUCAUAUGAAUUGUCCUAUAGCUACUUUGUUCGCCCUUCAAUGGGUUGAAACUAAAUAAUGACUUUUUUUUUUGUGUGUGUAUGGUACUUGAUUUUCAUUGAAUAAAGGUAGAUUUACAUUGUCCAAUAAUAUGAGU
Vigna umbellata (rice bean) is the source of this 2288-nucleotide messenger RNA. Its product is annotated as protein SIEVE ELEMENT OCCLUSION B-like. NCBI's taxonomy places the organism in Eukaryota, Viridiplantae, Streptophyta, Magnoliopsida, Fabales, Fabaceae. The record is from RefSeq and is a predicted model, not a curated record. Gene Ontology annotation, biological process: phloem development.